AAUUUUUUGGUCCUACAAAAACUUCAGUAGCAAAGGGUAGAGGUUAGAGGAGAGAAAUAAAAAAAAAAUGGGUAAGCUUGGCUGCAGCAUCGAUGGGAACCUGAAUGAAACCAAGUUCAGUGAGCCGAUGCCAUGGAUUGGCAUCUACAUAGCAGCAGCAUCUCUGGCCUGUGCAGUUGCCAUGGCAUCAGAUGCUAUCUGUGGCUUCCGCCACCGCAAAUUCUGGUUUCCUUGCAAAUUUUUCUCCAUCAACGCCACUUCCCUUACCGUAAUAGGAGUUGCCAGCAAACUGUCUGUGGAUCUAAACACGCCCAUGCCACGCCACAUGGAUCAGCUUGCAAAACUCAGCAGCACUGUCUUGAUCUGCACAGUAAUGGGUAAUUCUAUGCCUUCUUUAGGAACUAUGGAGAACACAGAAAUCUUAUCAAAUGUUGUUGCUUUAGGAAUCCUUGUUGUUACUCUUUUUGUGAACAUCUGCAUCCAGAUAGGUACUGGUGUUAUAUUUGUUUUCUGGAAAGAGCAUGCCUUUGUCCUGUUUCUAAUGAUUGUUUUGCUCGUAAUCUUCAGUUUUUCAUCUUUGACUGUUCCAACUAACAAGCGUUAUUUAGAACAAAAGUACAAGAAAAAGUAUGAGUUGGUUAUGAAAGAAUGCUCUUAUGGAACAGAGAAGAGUACUGCAGGGGUUAAGAAACUCAAAGAAGAUCUCAUGAGAUUUUGGAUGAUGGCUCAUACCUCUAGCCCCCAGUUUGUGAUGGGUCGAUCUGUAACAUGUACAGCUACAGGUGCGUUGUGUCUCCUGAGUGCUGCAACUCUAGCAGAAACCAUGCUUCGAUCUUACUUGCUGCCCCAGUCAUUUGAGUUCUGCAAAGGGGAAUCAGAUUAUAAGUGGUCGAUUGCUUUAAUUCUAGUUACACAGACUAUUGCAGUGGCAGUGGGUACUAUUGCUCCAGCAACUAGAUGGUUUACUGCAAUCAAGUUCAGGUGCGCGAAAAGAGGGAGGGAAAGUUGCAGACAAGAGUUUCAAUUAGAAGGAUACUGGAUUAAAACACUAGUGGAGAUGAAAGAGUGCCCGUUAGGCAUACCAUUUCGUAAUCGGUAUUGCAGGAAACUUGUCCAUGAUGCCAAGAAACUUUGUCUCAACUUGUGUAUUGCAGUACAGAUAGGAAUUGUGUUCAUCAGCAAAGUGAUCAGGAUGAUUUCCAUUUCUUUUGUGGCUCGGAUUUGGUUAUGCUUGGACUUCUGUAGUAAGCUGAAGUCCAAGGGCAAACACAGCACUACUAAUGAUCCUGGAUCAGAGUCACAGUCUAGCACAAAGUCUGAUCUUAGUCGUUUUGUUCUGCAUCUUGAAGGUGAGGAUGUGUUGGUUAAGAUAAUGAUGAAAAAUAACCGCGAUGCUACUGAGUAUUGGAUGCACAGAGCACAAAGGAAGCAACCAAGGUACCUAAAAAAGCUGUUAGAAAUACCAAGAGCUUCUAAAUAUUUUGAAGGGGUGAAGGAGUUUGAUAGUAACCAAGUACCAUGUCUUGACGCCGAACUGCCUCCAAACUGUUGGGCUCUUCCUGUGGUGACACUGGCAAGCAUUGCGGUUGCACUCCCAUCUAUUGAUGGUUAUUCACUAAAAAUGCUGAUAUAUGGUGUAAAUGAAGGUCUUACAUAUGUCAGACACAUAGAGAACACCCUGAACUGUAAGAAGGAUUUGACAAACAUCAGAUCGGCUGCAGAGGUUGUAUGGCUGGGUGUUGAACUGUGUCAAAGGUGGUUAGAUGUGGAUCUUCAUAAGCUGUCCCUUGAAGGAAAAGCCCCUAGGGAAAUACUGGAAGUGCUUUCUGAUUCUGCAAAGAACAAGCUCAUGGAAUUUAAAAAAGUUAGUAUCAGAAUGAAUCUGUGUCUAGUGGAUGCUUCAAAAUGGCCCAUCAAGGCAUUGGCUGCUAAUUCUAUGUAUAGAAUCAGCCAAACCAUUUUGCAAAAUUGUGAAAGCAGAAAAUAUGAGACUGGUGAAAGAUUAUUCGAAACACUAACUGCCAUGAUCUCUGAUAUUCUUAGUGCUUGCCUCACCAACUUACAACGUGCCAUAUUAGUCAAGUGUUUGAGCAGCACCAUUGAAGAAAGGGAGGAUUGUGUUCGACAGGCAGUUCACCUUCUAGGACAAACUGAGAAGAUUAUCAAACUUCUAGAGCAGAAGACACUUCCCACUCUGGAUCCUGAUCAAAUGGCAGACAUUGAUGAAUGGCGGGUAUCCUACAAGCUGGAGAAUCCAUCACUACUGCACAAUUUCCCUUCCUCCGAAAGUGAAACAGUUUGUUCCACUUCUAGUGCUAGCGAAGUAUACCUGACCAUUGAGGACAACAGGCAUGGAACUGAAAAAAUAGAUUCAUCAUGUGAUUGACAAACAUUUUAUUUCAUUGUGUUCAUAUAUGAUGUGUGACAAAGUCGGUUGUAGCGCUCUCAUUCAGUAGUAGAUGGGAUAAUAUGGGAAGAUACAUAUUUUCACAUUGUAAAGAUUACUAAUCAAGGUCUUGUAUAUUA
Molecule: messenger RNA, 2526 nt
Organism: Rubroshorea leprosula
Lineage: Eukaryota; Viridiplantae; Streptophyta; Magnoliopsida; Malvales; Dipterocarpaceae
Source: the annotation of a GenBank genome assembly